This is a messenger RNA of Miscanthus lutarioriparius, 1755 nucleotides long. The record is from the annotation of a GenBank genome assembly. Lineage: Eukaryota; Viridiplantae; Streptophyta; Magnoliopsida; Poales; Poaceae.
AUGCUCAUGGAGGAGGACAUCGACGACAAGUUCUUCUACCAGUUCCCCGACCACCGCGCGCUCCUCAGCGCGCAGCAGCCGUACGCACAGAUCCUCUCCGAUGCCACCGCUGCCUUCUCAUCCGACUCCGCCGCUGUCACCAGCUCAAGGACCGGCGGCAACUCCACCCUUUCCUUGUCCUCCUCCGCCCCCGCAUCUGCCGACCCCACCUGGCCCUACGACCCAAUCGAGCUCUCCCAGCUGUUGCGCUCCCCUCCGUACCCGGACAUGGGGGUGGGGCUCGAUGACUUCACCGCCGAUGAGGUCAACGCCGUCUUCCUGCCGGGACAAGACUCCGCGUUCCAGCCGAAUCUGGCCUUCUUGGAUACCGCCGGCGGCGGCGGAGGAGGCCAACGGCUGAGCGCUUCCCUCACGGCCCUGAACGCUGGCGGUGGUGGAGCCCAACAGCAGCGCGCUUCCCUCGUUGCCCAGGAUGCCGGCGGUGGCGUGGGCAUCCAGAGGUCGGAGUGCGCGGAGGAGGAGACGAAGACAGAGGCCACCACCUUGCCUGCCGGUGAUGGUGACCAUGCUGCGCUGUUCUCGGCCUUCUUCGGUGCCCAGAAUGGGGAAAAUAUGGACAUGCUCAAUAUGGCGUUCCUCAAAGGCAUGGAAGAGGCCAAGAAGUUCUUGCCCACCAACAAUAGCCUUCUGAUCGACCUUGACGGCACCUCUGGCCAAUCCUUGCCUACAGAGAGAGACAUCAAGCCAUCCACUGCCUUUGUUGCUACCCAAGUGAAGGAGGAAGAGGUGGAUGGAAUAUCAAUGUUUGGAGGAAGUAGCAAUGGCAGGGGCCGCAAGAAACGUUACUCCCAAGAGGACUUGGAAGUGGAGACCGGCAGAAACAACAAACUGAUGAUGCCUGAACAGGAAGAAACCGGUGCUAGUGAGCUGUUCGACGAAUUAAUGUCCUGCAAAUAUGAUGGAUUCUUGAAACACAUGAAGCAUUUGCGCAUCGCCAUGGAUAGCGAGUCUCAGAAGAGUGCCAGGAAGGCAAUGGCCACAGAAGGACUAGAGGCCCGACUUGCUGGCACAGGGAGCCAGGUGUACCAGUCGCUCGUGGCAAAACGCACAUCGGUUGUGGAGUUCCUCAAGGCAUACAAGCUAUUCUUGGCAGCCGUCAGCCUCAAUACGGUGCAUAUCAUCUUCCCCAACAGGAACAUCGUGGAUGCCGUGGCAGGGAGGAGCAAGUUGCACAUUGUGGCAUAUGGUGUACAGUAUGGUUUACAGUGGCCAGGCUUGCUACAUCUCCUUGCAGGCAGAGAAGGUGAACCUCCAGAGGUGAGGUUCACUGGCAUUGACCUUCCGCAACCUGGGUUCCGCCCAGCGUACCAGAUUGAACAAACAGGCCGCCGGCUUAGCAACUGUGCCCGUGCAUUUGGCGUGCCAUUCAAAUUCCAUGCUAUAGCAGCAAAGUGGGAGACGAUCUGUGCUGAGGACCUCAACAUUGAUCCAGAUGAGGUGCUUGUUGUGAACAGCGAGUGCCACUUCAGCAACUUGAUGGAUGAGACUGUUGACGUUGACACCCCAAGCCCCAGAGAUUUGGUGCUCAACAACAUUCGAAAGAUGCGACCCAAUAUUUUCAUCCAGAUUGUCAAUAAUGGCACAUAUGGUGCUCCAUUCUUCCUCACACGGUUCCGGGAGGCACUGUUCUACUACUCAGCACUAUUUGACAUGCUGAUGCAACCAUUCCCCGGGAUAAUGAUGAACGGCUGCUGA